GUUGGUAUCACGUGCCCGAUCGUUAUCAACUCUCGACACGGUUUUUGGUUUUCAGUCGCAUCAUUCACGUUGCCCGUGAGAGACUCGUGAAGGAAAAUGAGUUGAUCACAGAAUCUCAUGAAGGUUCGGUAUAUUUCUUUCUUACGACGGAUUGAAUAAACUUUAUAAGGAGAAUAUCGCAACGGGAAAGAGAUCAGCUCUUCCGAUUUGAACGCUUGAUUUUACAAAAUUGAGUGGAUAACCGAACUGAACUUGGACCAAAGAUUGCAUUCGUCCCGAUCGUAAUGCCGUUAAGAGGAUUAUCAUUUGGAAUUAUAAACUUGGCGGAGGACUACAGUUUCUUAAGGUUGAUGAAGACUCAAACCAUGCCUCGAUCUUUAGAAUAACGAGGCAUCUACUCUACGGCCACACGAAGGAGCAGCCAUGAUGUUUACAAAGUUCACCCAAUCAAUCAGCGCCCUCACGACCAUGGAAGACUCGGCCACGCGGUCACAUGGUAUCAUACUUCUGAACAACACGAACGACACUAGACGGAGCCAGGAGUCUGUUUUCAUUUUCCCAAUGGCGCAGAGCAUCCUGAUUCUGAUACUCUGCGCAAUAAUGGUCAUCGUGACUGUCGCCGGGAACAGCUUAGUAAUAGUUGCCUUCGCUCUUGACAGAAAUCUUCGCCAGUUUAGUAAUUUCCUAAUUUUAAACCUAGCCAUUACGGAUUUUGUUGUAGGGCUGUUCUGCAUCCCACCGUAUGUGCCUUAUCUUUUGACGGGAAACUGGCCUUUCGGGCGUGGAUUCUGCAUAUUUUGGCUAGUAAGUGACUACGUAACACCUUUGGCCUCAAGUUGGUCAGUUCUUAUGAUCUCAGUAGACAGAUACCUAAGUGUCCGAUUUGCCCUUUCCUACAGGGCCAAACAGACAAACAACCUAGUGACGCUAUUCAUGUUACUUCCAUGGAUCAUUGGGAUACUUGUUUAUGGCCCUGCCAUAGUUUUCUGGGAGCACUGGUCGGGAUCACGUGAGGCACAUCCAGGAGAAUGUUUUGUCGAAUUCCGGUCGCACCUUCCCUAUCUUCUAUUCGGCUCAGCAAUUGAAUUCAUCAUUCCGUUCAUCACAACCACGGUAAUAAAUCUUUUAAUCUACGAAAAUAUCCGUAAAAGGACGCGGCAAAAAGAACUCAUGAAUAUGCAGAUACGGGCCAACGCGGCGCUCUCUAACGGCCGUGAUGCGAACUCUGUUUUAUUACAAAAUGGCGCCUCUGAUAAAGACAGCAAUCGAAGAUUGCACAAGGAUAAAAAGACUGCGAAAGCUAUAGCAAUAAUCAUCGUUGUCUUCGGGAUAUGUUGGGGACCUUUUGAAAUCCUCUCCCUUGUUUCGUCCCUUUGUAAAGACUGUAUCCACCCUGUGAUAUUUGAGAUUUCCUUCUGGUUAUUGUGGAUUAACUCGACAAUGAAUCCAUUGCUUUACCCUUUCACACAUAAACAAUUCCGGAUGGCCUUCUAUAAAUUGUUGUGUAAAACUUUCAAUAAACUGCGCCGUAUUGAGCCUGUGCAUUCGACCAGCAUGACUGAUGAACCAUCACGCCUGUCGAGAAUAACGUAUAGUUAAACAGGUUUUUGACGGAUAGAUCAGAGCAAUCAAAUCUCUCGAUAUUGACUGCAUGUUAUUACAAAUGUAUACGUGUACCGUUCGCCAGGCUGGACUGUCAAUUAUUUAUGUAUGUAUAUAUUUCUAACGAUCUAAACCGAAGCUGAUGUCUGUGUUUUGAAAGAGAAAAAUUAGGAGGGAGACAGGGUCGAUAUAAGUGUGAUACGAUACAAUGUGUUAUUCUUUCGCAGCGCACCAUUCCUCAGAAUCAUGGCAUGUAUUGUUUUCAAGUUCUUACAAUUGCGUCAGUUCACUCUUAGAAUUGAGCUGAGGGUUUUUGGCCAACACAAAUAUGCACCUCUUAUUAGAGGUUUUUCGGUAAAAAGAAAAAAAAUCCUAAUGGUUUCUAAAAUUCUGAAAGAUUCUGAGGAUCUCCAGGGUUUUUUCUCUUGCUGAAAAAUGUGUUGUAAGGGAUGCAUAUUUGUGUUGGCUGAAUGAUCAAUCAAGAUGAUUGACUUCAAUAAGAAAGUAGGCACGUUCUUUGUAAAACGUAUCAGCCUACAUCAUGUAUGUUGUUUUCGGACGAUUUUCACAUCUCCAGUACUCAAUCGCUGCACUAUUUUGCUUGUGAAUACAAGAAUCUUUCAAUUUGAAUUUUAUCAAAGGAUUCUGUUUAUACUUAAUGCUUUGAAAUUAACCUUUCUCUGGCAGACCUGAAGAAGACUCCGUAAGAGUGUCGAAAGCUUGCCACAACAAAUUGUUGUUAAUUUACCAAAAAAAAAGAUUUUUAUUAUUUGUAAAUGCACAUACGUGUUCUUUCUUUCUGACGGAGUGCAACAUCAACAGUAACAGUAUAUCAUCCCCAGACGAGCAUGGACAAAACAAGGGCAAGCGGCCAGCCGUGGGUGGCCUCAUUUCGACCGAUAUACCUAUGUAUCAAACCUAGCUG
Molecule: messenger RNA, 2527 nt
Organism: Lineus longissimus
Lineage: Eukaryota; Metazoa; Nemertea; Pilidiophora; Heteronemertea; Lineidae
Product: histamine H3 receptor-like
Exons: 2
Coding region: 424-1599 (391 amino acids)
Biological process (GO): adenylate cyclase-inhibiting G protein-coupled acetylcholine receptor signaling pathway; chemical synaptic transmission; G protein-coupled receptor signaling pathway, coupled to cyclic nucleotide second messenger
Cellular component (GO): dendrite; plasma membrane; synapse
Molecular function (GO): G protein-coupled serotonin receptor activity; G protein-coupled acetylcholine receptor activity
Source: RefSeq, a predicted model, not a curated record